Ilyonectria robusta is the source of this 2856-nucleotide messenger RNA. RefSeq names its product CHAT domain-containing protein. The record is from RefSeq and is a predicted model, not a curated record. Bases 1 to 2856 code for a protein of 951 amino acids. Gene Ontology annotation, molecular function: protein binding. NCBI's taxonomy places the organism in Eukaryota, Fungi, Ascomycota, Sordariomycetes, Hypocreales, Nectriaceae. The transcript has a single exon.
AUGCGGAACCUCGGGACUAAACUUAGUGAGAUUUACGACCGCACGGGUAAAUUGAAAGACUUGCAAGAUUCCAUUGACUUGGCUCGCACGGUUCUUGAGUCGAUUCCCGAAAGUGACCUCGGCUGGCUUUCUACACAGAACAACCUUGCGGUUCGACUCUUGAAAAGAUACGUGCGUCUUGAAAAUGAGGAGGAUCUAGAAGCCUCCCUCGCGACAGCUGACCGAGUUGCCGCGGCUACCCCAGAAGACGAUCCAGCUUGGGUAUCCAGGCACGCCAACCUCUCCGUCCAACUCGGUCACCAGUACUAUCAAACUGGAAGAUUAGAAGAUCUCGAAAAAGCCAUCAAUGUUGCGCAGAGAUUCGCGAAGUCCAUCCCGAAGGACCACACUGACAGAGCCCUCUGUCUGCGCGGCCUUGGGAUCCGGCUCAACGAUAGAUACUUGCGUACUGGGAAGCUAGAUGAUCUCAACGAAGCGAUUCGUGUGGGCCGAGAGGCCGAGAGCAUUACGCCAAAGGACGAAGGGGAUCUACCCACACUAUGGAGCAACCUUGGAAUGUGUCUUGGCAAUAGAUACUCCCGAACCGGCCUGAUGGAAGAUCUUGACAAUGCCAUUGGAAUAAUUCGCCAGGCCAUCGACAAACUCCAGGCGAUGACGGCGAACUCCGAGGCUCAUUUCGAUAUGGCUGGACUCGAGAAUAACCUCGGACUCCUGCUCGGCAAGAAGUAUGCGCGAACAAAAACAAAGGAGAUUCUCGACGAAGCUAUCUCUGCGGCUCAGAAGUCAGUACAGGCGGUCGCAGAAAACCACAUCGGGCGGCCACUCCUAUUGAACAAUCUCGGCCUGCGGCUCGGCGAAAGGUUCUUGUUAGAGAACAGAGUACAGGACCUUGAUGAAGCUGUCAAAUUGUCUCGCCAGGCCGUGGAGGCAACGAGAGACCACCCUUACCGCGCUGGAUGGUUCGUAAACCAUCGCAACUUGCUGGAUGAGAGAUACGCUCACACUCAAUUGGAACUUGACCGUGAGAAAGCUAUUCAAGUAUCACGCGACGCCAUGAAUGCCACAUCAUUGGACGACCCUGCUCGAUGUGCACUAUUGAAGGGCUUCGGAGACCAGCUUCUCAACAGAUAUCGGCAGGGUAAAAAAGCCGAAGACUUUUCCGAGGCGAUGGAAUGCUUUCGAACUGCCCUGCAUCAGGAGACGUCUCCUAUUAGUGACCGCAUAGCGGCUGGUCGCCAACUCCUCCUAUCUCCAACAACGAUGGAGGAAAGCCCCAGUCUAGACAUAGACAAGGCUGCUGAGGCUACUAUCAAUCUAGUUACCUUUCUUGCUCCCAAGUCUUUGCAAAUCACGGACAAGCAAUUUCUCCUUUGGCAGGUCGUUGGAUUCGCUUCAGAUGCGGCGGCUGUUGCGCUGGCUGUUGGCAAGGGGCCUAUCGAGGCGAUAGCGCGCCUUGAAAAGGGCCGUGGUAUCCUCGCAAGCUCUCUUCAAGAUCUACGCACAGAUCUCUCCCUGCUGAAGCAGAAGCAUCCAGAGUUGGAACGUUCCUUCAUCGACAUCCGAGAUACACUGGACGGAUCGUACCAGACUGAUCUCCUAGCUCGCGUCACGGACGAGUCCACCCAAGUCUUCCAGACCAAGGUCGACGAACGCCAUGAAGCCGACAAGCAAAUGUUGCUUCUCCUCGAGGAUAUUCGUGCCAAAGCUGGCUUCGAGCGGUUCCUCCUCCCGUUAUCUGAAGCCGAGAUGCGAAAGGCAGCAUCACAAGGGCCAAUCAUCAUCAUUAAUAUCAGCAUUUUUCGAUGCGAUGCUUUGAUCAUCGAGGAGUCUGACAUAAAGGCGGUUCCGUUAGUCCGCCUUGCUCGCCAAGAUGUCUUGAAUCGGAGCUCGCGUCCGCGGUCUCUUGAAACACUUGCCUGGCUCUGGGAUGACAUAGUAAAUCCGGUGUUCGAGGCCCUGGGGCUCAACAAGUCUCCUUCUGAAGAUUCCUUGAAGCACAUCUGGUGGAUUCCCACAGGGCCACUCGUCGGCUUUCCGCUUCACGCAGCAGGAUACCACCUGGAGCCCGGCUUCAAUACAGCACUUGACAGAGCCAUCUCAUCGUAUAGUUCGACCAUCAAGACAAUUGUACACAGUCGUGAACAGCCCAUACAGGAGAUGCCAGCCACAGGACGCGGCCAAGCUGUUGUCAUUGCCAUGCCUCAAACCCCCGGCCAGAAUCCACUUUCCAACGCCGAAGACGAGAGGAAAGAGGUGCACCGGAUUUGCAUAGAGAUGGGACUACAUUCAGUUCCACUCCAACCCUUCAGGGAUGAAGUCUUAUCGGCGUUGCAAGAUUGCAAGGUGUUCCAUUUCGCUGGACACGGCAAUAGCUGCCAGGGAGACCCGUUGCAGAGCCAUCUCCCACUCCAAGACUGGGAAGAAAGUCCCCUAACUGUGGAGAGGAUGAUGGGGACAAACGUCGGUUCCAGGUCGCCGUUACUUGCCUAUCUCUCAGCCUGCCGGACAGGCCAGAUACGGCACGAGGCAUCAGUGGACGAAAGUAUCCAUCUCAUGACUGCUUUCCAACUAGCAGGAUUCCGACAUGUAGUGGGCACCCUUUGGGAGGUCGAUGACGAGCAAUGUGUGUCCAUUGCCAAAUCGAUGUACGAGUUUCUACAGAAGAAUGGCAUACGUGACUCGUCUGUGAGUAGCGGGCUUCACCAAGCUCUCAGGGAGAGUCGGGAUGAGUGGGUGAAAAGUGUCCAACAUCGCCGAAGCAGCAACGUAGAGGAUGGCAGGGACAUCCAGGGGUUGGCAGGAAGUGAAGCCCUGGAUAUACCGCCUUGGGUUCCAUAUGUACAUUACGGAGUUUGA